UCUCCAAUGAGCGCAGUGGGCCGACUGUUUCCUCACUUCCUCUGUCUCUCUCUCAGGGCUCGGCUCGAAACUCCUGUUCUGUAGGGCAGCCAUCUUGGAUCUCGAUUUAAACGGAAGGUGACUGACACGACUGCUGCUCUGGUACAAUGGAACCGUCAACGAGCGCGUCUUCCCCGCGUCCCCGAUGCCAUUGAGCACCCGCCGUUACCCGUGAAUGUAUCGGACAGUCCUCGGAAGGAUCGUUCGAUGAACAGAUUAUAUUUGAGGGAAAUCGCAGCGGAACUGCGGAGGCCCUGUGAAGUGCAAUUUUCUCUAUUCUUACUUGAACCGGACAUCCGAAAUAUGAGAACAUAUGAGACAGCAACGCCAGGCCAUAAAGUAUUAUGUUUUUAACAGUGCAAAAGUUAUAGUACAUAUAGCCGACCUCAUUCGCUAUUUAGUAAUCUAUUAAAUGGCUUGACGUCGCUGUUGUAACAAAGUCAGAGACCGCGAGCGUCCACCCAAACUUUUCAACAAGUUUGUAACCAGUUUCAGAGGCAAAUCAAUGCUGUUGACCAAGCGGGGAAUCUGCCAGAUAUAUAUCUUCCCUCUGGUUUCAUCGCAAAAUCUGCUGCUUAAAUUGUAAUUCGUGGAAAGCGGCUUCCUAUCAACACAAUGUCAACAACAACAACUAGAGCCCCUCUGCCAACCGUCAACGAACGGAAAGCUGAAAACCAUACAACGAAUGGCCAUGGCCGAGGGGAGGUGACCUCUCGGUCUGUGAGGUCGAGUGGUCGAAACCGGAAUUCUGGCUCGGGGUUGGAUGAGGUGCACCCUCUUGUUGGGAAUUACCGACUUCUAAAAACCAUUGGAAAAGGCAAUUUCGCCAAGGUCAAACUGGCUCGCCAUAUCCUUACAGGAAGCGAGGUGGCAAUAAAAAUGAUUGAUAAAACCCAACUGAAUCCAACAAGCCUUCAAAAGCUUUCCAGAGAAGUCACAAUAAUGAAGAAUUUAAACCACCCAAAUAUCGUCAAACUGUUUGAGGUGAUUGAGACUGAGAAGACUCUGUUUCUGGUGAUGGAAUAUGCCAGUGGAGGUGAAGUUUUUGACUACCUUGUAGCUCAUGGAAGGAUGAAGGAGAAAGAGGCCAGAGCUAAAUUUAGACAGAUUGUGUCAGCUGUGCAGUAUUGUCACCAAAAACACAUUGUACACAGAGACUUGAAGGCUGAAAACCUACUGCUAGAUGCUGAUAUGAACAUUAAGAUUGCUGACUUUGGCUUCAGUAAUGAGUUCAUGGUUGGAAAUAAGCUGGACACAUUCUGUGGCAGCCCUCCCUAUGCUGCCCCCGAGCUCUUUCAGGGGAAGAAGUAUGAUGGGCCAGAGGUGGACGUAUGGAGUUUGGGUGUCAUACUCUACACGCUGGUCAGCGGAUCCCUGCCCUUCGAUGGACAGAAUCUCAAGGAGUUGCGUGAGCGAGUGUUACGUGGUAAAUAUCGGAUCCCUUUCUACAUGUCCACUGACUGCGAGAAUCUCCUCAAGAGGUUCCUGGUUUUAAACCCAGCCAAGAGAGGAACAUUAGAGCAAAUCAUGAAAGAGCGGUGGAUCAAUGCUGGCUUUGAAGAUGAUGAGCUCAAACCCUUCACUGAACCAGAGGCUGACAUCUCUGACCAGAAAAGAAUAGACGUGAUAGUGGGCAUGGGCUUCUCCAGAGAGAAGAUCCAGGAGUCUUUGUCUAAAAUGAACUAUGACGAGAUCACAGCUGUAUACCUACUGCUGGGCAGGAAGACCAAUGAGGAUGUUAUUGACUCCAGUAGUAAUCUCUCUGUGGCGAAGCUCAGGGCCACUAGCGAGAUGAAUGGCCAGUCACCAAAUCACUUGAAGGUCCAGAGAAGUGUCUCAUCUAGUGAAUCCAGAAAAUCCAGGCGCCAUAGUGACCAAGUUGGAGUCACUAAUUCAGUGUUGAGUACCUCUAAGAAGAUUGUCCCCGGCAUAGCCGAUGGUGAUGUCAAACAGGAAGGUGGGGUAACAGUACGUAAACCCCCCUCUCACAGCCCCCCCAGCCCACUGCUGGGUAAUGCCAACAAACCUAACAAAACAGAAAUACCUGACCGCAAGAGAGGCAGCACCAUUACACCCAAUAAUAACUCUGGAUCUGGAGGGAUAUCAAGGAGAAACACAUAUGUGUGCACUGAUAAAAACAACACCGAACGCCUUUCUGUCAUUCCCAAUGGGAAGGAAAACAGCGUGUCAUUGUCUCCUGGCUCUCAGGACCCUGGUGCAUCCACUCACAGCAUUAGCACUUCUGCCACACCAGAUAAAACUCGUUUCCCACGAGGCACUGUGAGCCGCAGCACCUUCCACGGACAACUGAGCGAUCGUCGCACAGCCACCUAUAACGGCCCCCCUGCCUCGCCCACUCAACCACGCAGCCGCGCUAACGCCAACAACCUGCUCACCAAACUCACCUCCAAACUCACACGCAGAAAUAUGUCAUUCAGGUUUUCCAAAAGAGUCUCAACCGAGUUUGAGAGAAGCGGGAGAUUUGAGGGCUCAAGUCGCCAUGUAUCUGGGGAUCAGCAGAAAGAUGAAGGGAAAGAUGGAAAAGACGGCAAACCCCGCUCUCUCCGUUUCACCUGGAGUAUGAACACCACCAGCACCAUGGAGGCAGCCGACAUCAUAAAUGAGAUCCGCAAAGUUCUGGAUGCCAACAGCUGCAGUUACCAGCAGCAUGAACGCUUUCUGCUUCUCUGUGCUCACGGCGAUAGCCGCAGCGACAGCCUUGUCCAAUGGGAGAUGGAGGUUUGCAAACUGCCCCGGCUCUCACUUAAUGGUGUCCGUUUUAAGAGGAUAUCUGGCAACUCCAUUGCUUUUAAGAACAUUGCUUCCAAAGUUUCAGGCGAACUCAAGCUAUGAAUAUAUCUUUAAUGUAACUACAUAGAGGAAUUUAUGAAAUGGUUCAGUUCAAUAUAAACAAAUGAAUUGAGCUGUACAAUCGUUAAGUAGCAGUUUACGUUUUUUUUUUUUUU
Messenger RNA from Xyrauchen texanus (razorback sucker), 3005 nucleotides. RefSeq names its product MAP/microtubule affinity-regulating kinase 3-like. Gene Ontology annotation, molecular function: protein binding; ATP binding; protein serine/threonine kinase activity. Gene Ontology annotation, biological process: protein phosphorylation; intracellular signal transduction. Gene Ontology annotation, cellular component: cytoplasm; plasma membrane. NCBI's taxonomy places the organism in Eukaryota, Metazoa, Chordata, Actinopteri, Cypriniformes, Catostomidae. Bases 655 to 2892 code for a protein of 745 amino acids. The record is from RefSeq and is a predicted model, not a curated record. The transcript is spliced from 18 exons.